GACUUUGACCGAGGAUACGAAAUUCAUGGAUAUGGGCUCUCUUGCUUGUACAUCUGGCACGGACUUUGCUGGCUUCUGGUGCGUCGUCACGGUAGUAUAUAUGUGGUCUAUGAGUGCUCGAUACGGGCCGACAUGUCAGUCAGACUUUGACAGCCCAUAUGGACGGUACCCUGAAGUCGAUUUGAAACGCCCGCACAAAGUACGAUAUUUCCUAUUUUCGUUGACAAACCUCAUUCUUAGAUGCACGGCCUGGCGGAGAAGCUUUGCACGGUACGACGGCCCUGUCUCUGCUAGGUCACUUUACCAAUUGAGCCGAGCUUGGUCGGCAUUAAAACAGAGAAGUCAGCCUCCCUGCUGAAGUUGCGCUUUCUCCGCUCGCUCUGCUUCAUUGCUACCUUCAUGAACAUGGCGGUGAGACAGCUCCUACGUCUCUUAGUGGCUGUUGUUUCCUGUGCUGUGGUUGUUCGCGGUGACGCGUCAAUUGCUGCAGGCAACGUACAAUCAACGCUCUCUGUUCCCCCACGCUUGACUAGCAUUGACUCCUCGUUCACAUGCAGUCACUGAGCUCAGAAUCGUCUGGCUCUUCAUCCACUCUUUUAAUACCCUCACUCGUCUCUUCCUUGUCCUCUCCACGUUCUUUCAGUACUCCUCCUACUAGUAGUUUCGUUGCAACUUCUCUACCACAAGACAUUCCUUCGUCUGCCAUCUCAGAUGCAACAUCAGCAUCAGCGUCAUCUACAUCCACUUCUGCGUCACGUUCGCAGUCGGUGGAUCCGGCAACUCUUGCGGAUAUCCAAGUGAUGACUGAACGGAGAUUGUCGUUUAUUGUCGGUGCAGCUACCAAUGCCUCAAACAUUACUACGUGGCUGUCUACAUUGGGUCCGGACGGCAAAUGGCCUGAUUCUGAGAUCGACUAUACUUCCGGUUGCGAGGCUCGCCGAGCAAACUGGCCAGCUCAGAGCCACUGGAUUCGCCUUUUGACCAUGUGUGCUGCUUGGCAUGGUGGCCUGGCGGGAGCUGAGCAAGACGCCAAAGACGCAACCCUGUUGGCGGCCAUCUCCAGUGCAAUGAACUUUUGGUUUGAUAAUGACUACACAAAUCCUUCGUGUUUGGAUUCUGGAGGUACUGCUUCCUGUCCAUGUGGUACCCCUGGUCUAUGGAAUACCAACUGGUUCUCCAAUAUCAUACUCAUCCCAAAUCUCGUAUCCCAAUCGUGCCUCCUCAUGAAUGACACACUCACAGACACUCAACUUAGCAACUGCACCCAUAUCACCGGCAGAACCUAUGGCACCUUCGGACACAGUGUCAAUGGACUGGGUAUUGCAACUGGUGCCAACCUUCUAGAUAUCGCAAAGAUUGGUAUCGACCAAGGUUUGCUCAACACCAAUGCUUCUAUCAUCACAGACGCAUACAGCAGGAUCCAUAACGAAAUUGUCAUUGAGAAUACCACCUUUGCUGAUGGCAUUCGCGCAGACGGCUCUUUUGGUCAGCAUGGCGGAGUCAUCUACAAUGGAAACUAUGGAAAAGACUUCGUAAACGACGUCUUGUUCCUGGAAAUCGUGGCAGGAAGUACACAGUUCGCUGCGGGGCAAGUCUCAAGGGAUGCUUUUGCAACCCUAAUCGAUGCAGACCUAUGGAUGAUCUACCAAAACGUCAUCACUGGAGUUCUUCAUUUCGACUUUAGCGUCCUGGGCCGCUUCAUCAGCUUCCCUGUUAUCGACAACCAAGCUACUGGCAGCAUCCAGAUCAAUAUUACUGAGAUCAAGCAGCUGGGCGAAGAAUGGAAUUCAGAUACAUUAACCUCGGCCGCUGCAAGUCUAUCGACGAACACUACGGAUGCCAAUGUCGGCAGUAUCAACGGGAACCGGAUGUUCUACGCAAACGACUAUAUGGUGCAACGGGGACCUGGCUAUGUGACGACGCUGAGAAUGUACUCCAUCAGAACCAAGAACGGAGAAUGCCUCAAUUCCCAAAACCCAUUUGGAUUCCAUUUGUCUGACGGUACUUUGUAUACCUACUUGCAAGGCAAUGAAUACGAAGAUAUCUCCGUCGCAUGGGAUUGGAAUCUUAUCCCCGGAACCACGGUCGACUACGGUGCAACAGCCUUAACCUGCAACUCGGGAGUCAAGGGCUUGAACGCUUUCGUCGGAGGCGUCUCCGAUGGCGAGAUUGGCAUCGGGGCUAUGCGCUAUACAAACCCAAAGACGAAAGCUUUCAACUUCCAGAAAGCAUGGUUCUUCCUUGAUAACGACGUACAACAUGUUAUGAUCCCCGUCAUCAACUCGUCCUCGAGCGCCCCGGUAUUCUCGGUACUUGACCAAAAGCGCUACCAGGUUCCUAUUCUCGUGGAUAAUUCGCCCGUUCUGGGUAACACGAACUUCUCCCAAGUUGGCACCCUUUGGCACGACAAUGUCGGAUAUCUAUUCGAUGCUAAUUGUCCCGUGCGCUUGUCUGUCGAAGCAGGUCCUCGCACUGGUAACUGGGCAGACAUCGGCAUCUCCACGCAGGGCGAAUCCACGGUCGAUCUUUUUGCGGCAUGGAUUGAUCAUGGCACGGAGAAGCCCAUCUCUCCAGUGUCAUAUACUAUCUUCCCCGCAAUCGACUAUGGAGCGUUCUCUGUGAAAGCUCUCACCACGAAGCUCACUGAUAUCCAGAACGACGCCCACAUCUCCGCGGUUUACGAUGGAGCGCAUCGCACGGUGAUGAUCGUGUUUUGGGAUUCAGCUGGUGGAACUGUCACUUUCCAGCCUUCACAGCUUGAAGCACCUCUCACAGUCACUGCAAACGGGAAUUCCGCGGUGAUCUUCAGACUGAACACUGGAGAAGUCACCGUAUCCGAUCCUUCACAAUCUCUGGCUUUGCUAGACUUGACCUUCGCAGUAGGUCAUGCGGGUGUGAAGCCUCCAGCAUGGGGUCCUGGAUUAUCGAAGCAGUUGACGUUCAAUCUACCCACAGGAGGUUUGGCAGGAAGCAGCGUUACACAAAAGUUGUAACGUUGGUCCCAUGUGCAGUGAUCAGUUUCGAGUUCCAUUCCACUGACCUUCGUUUGUUGCUUAUAUCGAUUAAAUCUUACACAUAUUCACUCGUGCACGUCGUAUUGAUGGAAUCCAUAAGAGCAUGGAAGAAAAUGAAUCUCUGCAUAGCCU
Somion occarium is the source of this 3146-nucleotide messenger RNA. The record is from the annotation of a GenBank genome assembly. NCBI's taxonomy places the organism in Eukaryota, Fungi, Basidiomycota, Agaricomycetes, Polyporales, Cerrenaceae.